UUGGCUCGUAGAAUUUACUUUAGAACAUUCAAGGUUGGUAACGACUCGUUUGGUGAGUCAAACAUCGAGAAUUUGCGAAAAGCCGGAGUAGAUGUAAGUCAAGUGGAGAAAUCCGAAAGCAGUCACACAGCUACAGCAACCAUUACUGUCAAUGCCCACGGCGAAAACACGAUUGUAGUGACGCUGGGUGCAAAUAUGGAGUUGGACGAUGUCUGUGCUGAGCGGCAUGAAAAAGCCAUCAGUGAAGCCGCUCUUGUGAUGACUCAAGCAGAAGUAUCGCGGGAAGGAAACAAGCGAGCAUUCGAGUUGGCAAAGAACAACAUUAGGAAGGCCGAAUUCAUCACUAACAUCCCUCAAAAUUCUAUGGAGGAUGCCGAAAAAGCUGCAGCGCAGAUGACUACUAUGGGACCAGAAUACGCUAUUGUCACGCUUGGUGCAAAAGGUGUCCUGUUGGCAUCGAAAGGAAAGGAGAAAAUUGAGCACAUCCCAGUGAAGAAAGUGAAAGCUGUCGAUACUACGGUAAUUCAUAGACGCUUUCAUUUUAUCCGAAUGGCCGAAUUUACUCAA
Molecule: messenger RNA, 567 nt
Organism: Cooperia oncophora
Lineage: Eukaryota; Metazoa; Nematoda; Chromadorea; Rhabditida; Trichostrongylidae
Source: the annotation of a GenBank genome assembly